Messenger RNA from Cantharellus anzutake, 1466 nucleotides. RefSeq lists its product as uncharacterized. Gene Ontology annotation, biological process: protein N-linked glycosylation. Gene Ontology annotation, molecular function: alpha-1,6-mannosyltransferase activity. Lineage: Eukaryota; Fungi; Basidiomycota; Agaricomycetes; Cantharellales; Hydnaceae. Gene Ontology annotation, cellular component: mannan polymerase complex. The record is from RefSeq and is a predicted model, not a curated record. The transcript is spliced from 5 exons. Bases 1 to 996 code for a protein of 331 amino acids.
AUGCAAGCAUCUUUGAUAGAAGCUUUACAAAGGAAUCCUCAUCCUCCUCUAGCCACGAAACAUCAUCAACAGACUAAACCUGCCCCGUAUGGGCAUUAUAUCCCUAAUGUCAUCUUUCAGACAGAUGUGAGACCCCCGCCGGAAGAGGAGACGAAGAGUUGGACCAAACAUGGUUUCAAUAGGGUUUUCAUGGAUGAUGAUCAAGCGAUGGCUUGGGUCGAGAAAACGUUCGCUGGAACAGACAUUCCACGGGUUUUUAAAGAGCUUCCGCUCGUCAUCUUGAAAGCAGAUAUGCUGCGGUAUCUUUAUUUGUUAGCAGAAGGUGGUGUUUACAGUGACAUUGACACGCGCGCAUUAGCACCUAUUUCCGAAUGGGCUCAGGGUGCCGUUUCAUGGCCAAGCGGGAAACCUCCAACUCAACCUGUACGGAUGGUCGUCGGAAUCGAAGGCGACUUACAUGUUUGGCGCAACUGGGGUUCCACGUAUGGCCUUGGGUUUUCCGUAACGGGACGGCAUCGUAAUUUCCAAAUCGCUCAAUGGACUAUCGCUUCUGACGCACAUCAUCCCAUCCUCGUCGACUGCAUCCGUCGUAUCACGGAUACGUUCGUGGUUGCACAAGCAUGGAACAUCACUCACUAUCGCGCGAUCGAAAUGCUCGAAGCCGAAGGACGGUGGACACAUGCCCACAAGUUGAGGCUGAUGAGGAAACCAUGGGAGGGGGAUGUGAAGGGUGAGAGGAUGAGCGUUCAAGAGUGGACGGGUCCUGCAGCGUUUACGGAUGCUGUUUUGAGUUAUCUGCUGGCGGUUGGUGGGAUAAGGGAACAGGAUUUGUAUGGAUUGGAACAGCCGGUUCAGGUGGGCGAUGUGGUCGUCUUACCCACCGACGGGUACAACCCACUGCGUGAAACACUACCGAAUCCCCGUGCGAAAGCCAUUCAUCUUUUCCGAGGCUCAUGGAAAGAUAACUGGGAUUCUGCUGUUCAUCUCGAUGAUUAAUCCAUUUAGAAUCUGCAAACCUCAAUUAAUCCGCUACUUCCCCUUACCACUCUCACAACAACAAUCUUCAGCAUAUUAUUCCCUCUUCUGUUUCCAUCCGGGGUGCAUGAUAUAUGCGAUGGGAUAUGAUCAUGUAUAUGAUCAUGUGUAGUAUAAAAAAAUCAAGUAUUAACUAUGGGAAGACUUCUUCGCUACUACUACUCUUCUCUUUCUUUUUCUAUGUAGUGAUGAAGCUCUUCCCUCUCCCUAAAUCUCUAUCUCUUCUAUGAUCCCAUAUUACCUACAGUGCUAUUUCGUGCCAACUUGCAAACCACACGUCAGCUUCAGCCUCCACCACUACCCUCGACCCACUCCCGUCUCCGUGGCUGAUCAGGAGCGGCGCCAGAAGUAGCAACAAGCUGAAUUCAACCCUUUUUCUUUUUCUCCUUCCUUUUAUAUUUUUACCCUUUCAUUUCCGUUCGCUCCGGAUU